Ananas comosus (pineapple) is the source of this 1451-nucleotide messenger RNA. RefSeq lists its product as uncharacterized. The transcript has a single exon. Lineage: Eukaryota; Viridiplantae; Streptophyta; Magnoliopsida; Poales; Bromeliaceae. The record is from RefSeq and is a predicted model, not a curated record. Bases 705 to 1052 code for a protein of 115 amino acids.
UUGACUGACUUUGUUUUAUUAUGUAAAAUAUUCUUAAAGUGACGACAAAUUUGGCCAAAUUAUUAAUAAAUUUGAUAAAAUCUCUAAAUGUUUUUACUAAAAUUAUGCGAUUGUACGAAUCAAAUUUUUUUUAAAGAAAAGUUGAAGAGCCUUUUUCAGAGUGGUCUCUAGUGGAGGAGGUCACCAUACAUUUAGGGCAGUCCCUUCUAAUUGAGUGACAAAUAAAUAAAUAAAUACACAUUAACACGCCCUUCCUCACUGGAUCUCUUAUUCAAGUUCUCUCUCAUCCUUUCUCUUUACCCCAGAAACAAAUCAUUCCUCCCAACACGAUCCAACCCUUUUGAUUUCUUUGAUUUCAUACACAACACACCUGCCUUUCCCUUUCCUCUCUUCCAUUCCAUACAUCCUCCCUCUUUCUCUAUCUUAAUUCAUUUUAAUUGGAUUAAAGAAAGCGUUACGGAUUCAUUCACCCUCACCCUCUUACCAUCUCCUCUCUUCCUCUUCCUCUCCUUACUCUCUCUUAACGACCCAUCACUAUUAUUAUCAUUAUUAUUCUCCAUCAUUAUUGCUAUCAUUAUUAUUAUCAUUAUUGUUAUCACUAGUACGUACUCUCCAUCCCCCUCCCCUCUAAUAUAUUUUCAAUAAUAACGAGAGAGAGAGAGAGAGAGAGAGAGAGAGAGAGAGAGGAAGAGAGUCUAUAGAACAUGGCUGCUGCUGCUGCUGCUUGUGGGGGGGUUGAGAUGAGCAAGAUGACGACGAUGAUGGAGCUGCUGUUGUCGACGGAGCAGGUGGCGCGGUGGGAGCGGCAGACGGAGCGGCGGCAGCUCUUCCUACGCAGCUACCACUUCUCCCGCCACCCCACCACCCUCGCCGGCCGCGCCCGCCGCGCCCUCGUCCGCGCCCGCCGCCUCGUCUGGGCUCGCCUCCGCUGCCUCCCGCGCCUCCUCCGCUCCUUCCCCCGCCCCCGCCGCGGCGCGCGCUUCCACCGCCUCGUCGUCCACCGCCGCCCGCCCACCGCCGCCGCCUCCGCCGCCCCGAACUGGUUCUGCUAGCCGCACCACUCGGCCGACUAGCAAAGUAGUCCUACAUCGAAUUGAAAAGAAAUUGUGCAUGAAAAUAUAAGAACCGAGAGCUCCGGUAAUAAUAACUAUAUCCAAGCAUUUAGAUUAGCGAUUUAGACUUAGCAAAUUAUUAGUACUAGUGGGCUAGGAUGUUACUUAUUGCAUAAACUCCUCUCUCCUGUCAUCCUCGUGCGCUGCUGCAGCUACCUUCUUACCCUAUGACUCGUAGUUUUUUGGUUAUGGGAAGGUAUUGUGUGAUUGUAGGAAACUGGAUGACUCAAAAUUACUGGUUCCUCUGUGAUUCAAUUGUGAUAAUCAUGUACUUGUGCUCUUCCAGAGUUUAACUAUUUCUUCAUCUUUGUGGGGAAAAAAAAAGUUGUUUUUCUUCUA